GUAUUCAGUGUCUUGCGUGUAGUACAAUUCUUGAUUACUGAAGAUUUAUUUUGGCAGAGUAUCCGUACAUAUGUAAAGGACAACCAGCCUACUUUUUACUACCUUGUUGAAGUUAUAAAGAUCUUUUCGCCCAAUCAAACGUACGAUCUUACAAGGAAAGAAUUGAUUAUAAAGCGGCUAAUUGAUUCUUCAACAAAACGAAAAUAUUGUGCUGUAGUGAAAAUAAAACGAGAUUAUAGCAGCAAAGAGCUAAAUAUAACGAUGGAAAAUAAGAUGUGGAAGGAUUACAUACCUAAGUAUUAUCAUACGAUGUUGGGUGACUUUAUAAUAUUUAAUCUACACCAAUUUGGAUAUUAUCGAGUUAAUUACGAUAUCGAAAACUGGAGAAGAAUUACAAGUUAUCUAAAUUCUGAAAAUUAUAUGAAAAUACAUGUUCUGAAUCGUGCCCAAAUUAUCGACGACGCUUUCCACUUAAUGAUAACAAACCAACUUAAUUCCACUGUAUUCUGGAAUAUUACGAAAUAUCUGUCACGAGAAACAGACUACGUGGCAUGGUAUCCUAUGUUCAAAGCUUUAGAAUAUCUGUCCAAUAUCUUUCUAUUUCGGGAAAAAAUAUAUGAUGAUAUCAAGAGUUUAAGAAUGGAGGCUGCGAAAUGGGCAUGUAAUCUUGAUGGUGAAAAUUGCAUAAAAAAUGCCCGACUUAAUUUAAAUCGAUAUCUCGAAAAUCCCGAAAAUAACACGCUUUUGCCAUGGUGGAAAGAAUGGACAUAUUGUCAAGGUUUAAAAAUAUUGUACUAUUCUCUUAGCAAUGAAGAUUCUCCUUGGUGGGGAGUAUAUCGUCUGGAAAAAGAAAAAUUUAAAACUAAAUUUUUAAAAUAUCUGUCUUGCCCUCAGUAUUCACACUUUAUCAAACCCUAUUUAAAACUAAUAAAAAAUGAUAGUACAACAUCGAUUAUGUUUUUCAAAGAUUUUUCCGAUAAAGAUUAUAUUAAUUAUUUUCUUUUUACUAUCGCGAAGCAUGCCAAGAAUCCUGUAGUAUUCGACUUCAUAUUAGAAAAACUUGAGAACAUAAGACCCAGACAAAUCAGCGAGUAUGCAACAUUUACUGUAAUUAUUAAUCAUGUGUAUUCCACAGAUCAACUACAAAAGAUAAACAACUUCCUAAAAUAUAAAUUUAUUAAUGUAACGCAAGUUAAAUUAAAUGAAUGUAAAAAGUUAUGGUUUUUUGUGAAAGAAAGAAAUACUAAAGUAAAGACAAGCAACUUAACACAAUCAGCAGAACAUUUCACAUGUAUGCAGCAAUAUAUUUCAAAUAUUGAAAGCAAGAUACAAAUACGCUUUUUCGAAAUCCAAAGUCAACAGAAUUACUUUCAAAAUUUUGUCAAAUAUCCAGAGUUGGAAACGUUUUUAAAAAAAAGUAAUAAGUUACCGUUACCUGAAGUUACUAGCGAUAAGGAUUUACCGUUCCCGUUAGGGGAAGGUGUCACCGCUAGAAAGUUACCGCCACCGUUACCUAAUCCCCGCGACCCAAUAUGUCCGUCUUGUUUUGGCUAAAAAAGGAGAGCCUAAAAUUUCUGGAACCUAACCUAAUUCGU
Molecule: messenger RNA, 1595 nt
Organism: Camponotus floridanus (Florida carpenter ant)
Lineage: Eukaryota; Metazoa; Arthropoda; Insecta; Hymenoptera; Formicidae
Product: aminopeptidase N-like
Exons: 8
Coding region: 262-1554 (430 amino acids)
Biological process (GO): proteolysis; peptide catabolic process
Cellular component (GO): cytoplasm
Molecular function (GO): metalloaminopeptidase activity; peptide binding; zinc ion binding
Source: RefSeq, a predicted model, not a curated record